Miscanthus lutarioriparius is the source of this 3303-nucleotide messenger RNA. Lineage: Eukaryota; Viridiplantae; Streptophyta; Magnoliopsida; Poales; Poaceae. The record is from the annotation of a GenBank genome assembly.
AUGGCGGUUCGGCAGCGGCCGAUGCAGCUGAGUCGCCAUGUCAUCGCCUCGGGGUCGGGGGUAACGACGACGACGCUGCUACUAAUCCUGGUGCUGCUGUGUCGUCUCUGCGGCCGCGCCGGCGCAGCGUGCACGGGGGAGGAGAGGGAGGCCCUGCUGUCCUUGCUCGCCGACCUCUCGCCGCGGCCCGGCGACGCCCUGAACGCGUCGUGGCGCGGCGGGUCGCCCGACUGCUGCACGUGGGACGGCGUGGGCUGCGGCGUCGACGGCGCGGUCACGCGCGUCUGGCUGCCGCGCCGCGGGCUCGGCGGCACCAUCUCGCCGGCGGUCGCCAACCUCACCGCUCUCAAGCACCUGAACCUCUCCGGCAACAGCAUCGGCGGCGCGUUCCCGGCGGCGCUGCUAUCGCUGCCCAAUGCCGCCGUCGUCGACGUCAGCUACAACCGCCUGUCCGGCUCGCUGCCGGAUCUGCCGCCGGCCAUGGGCGCCGGUGGCGCGCUACCGCUGCAGGCGCUCGACGUGUCGAGCAACUACCUGGAAGGGCAGUUCCCGUCCGUGAUCUGGGCCCACACGCCGAGCCUCGUGUCGCUCAACGCCAGCAACAACAGCUUCCAGGGCGUCAUCCCGUCGUUCUGCCCGAGCAGCCCGGACCUCGCCGUGCUUGACCUCGCCAUGAACCAGCUCGGCGGAGGCAUCCCCGUCGGGUUCGGAAACUGCUCGCAGCUGCGCGUUCUCAGUGUCGGCCGGAACAACCUCACCGGCGAGCUCCCCGACGACAUCUUCGACGUGAAGCCGCUGCAGCAGCUGCUGAUUCCGUCGAACAAGAUACAGGGGAGGCUCGAUCCCUGGCGCAUCGCCAAGCUGAGCAACCUCGUCUCUCUCGACCUCAGCUACAACGCCUUCACCGGAGAGCUGCCCGAGUCCAUCAGCCAGCUGCCCAAGCUGGAGGUGCUCCGGCUCGCGCACAACAACCUAACUGGCACGCUCCCGCCGGCGCUCAGCAACUGGAUAGGGCUCCGGUGCCUCGACCUCCGGGCCAACAGCUUUGUCGGGGACCUCGACGCCGUUGACUUCUCCGGCCUCGGCUACCUGACCAUCUUCGACGUGGCCUCCAACAACUUCACCGGCACGAUGCCGCAGAGCAUCUACUCCUCCGCGUGGCUGAAGGCGCUGCGCGUGGCGACCAACCAGAUCGGUGGGCAGGUCGCGCCGGAGAUCGGCAACCUGCGCCGGCUCCAGUUCCUGUCGUUGACCACAAACUCGUUCACCAACAUCAGCGGCAUGUUCUGGAACCUCCAGGGGUGCGAGAACCUCACCGCGCUGCUCGCGUCGUACAACUUCUACGGCGAGGCCCUGCCGGACGCCGGCUGGGUCGGCGACCAUGUCAGGGGUCUCCGGCUGCUGGUGAUGGAGAACUGCAAGCUCACGGGCCAGAUACCAACGUGGCUGUCGAAGCUGCAGGACCUCAAUAUCUUGGACCUCGCUGACAACCGCCUUACCGGCCCGAUCCCGCGCUGGAUCGGCAGCAUGAAGAAGCUCUACUACCUGGACCUGUCCAGCAACCAGCUCUCCGGCGGUAUUCCGCCGUCGCUGGCGGAGCUGCCGCUUCUGACGUCGGAGCAGGCCAGGGAAAACUUCGAUACAGGCCACAUGCCACUCUCCUUCACCCUGACGCCGCCCAACAACGGAGAGCCGAACAGGCCAGGACGCGGGUACUACCAGAUGUCCGGCAUCGCCACGACGCUCAACUUCAGCAACAACUACCUCAACGGCACGAUACCGCCCGAAAUCGAGCGGCUGGUGACGCUCCAGGUGCUUGACGUCGGUAGCAACAACCUCUCCGGCGGAAUCCCGCCGGAGAUCUGCAACCUUACCAAGCUGCAGUUCCUAAUCCUGCGCCGGAACCGUCUGACGGGGCCUAUCCCGGCGGCGCUCAACCGGCUCAACUUCCUCGCCGUCUUCAGCGUCGCGUACAACGACCUCGAGGGGCCGAUCCCGACGGGCGGCCAGUUUGACGCGUUCCCGUCGGUGUUCUUUCGAGAGAACCCGAAGCUCUGCGGCAAGGUGAUCGCCGUCCCGUGUACGAAGCCCCAUGCCGGAGGCGAGUCUGCUUCGUCCAAGUUAGUCAGCAAAAGGAUCCUCGUGGCCAUCGUUCUUGGAGUUUGCUCCGGAGUGAUCGUAAUCGUCGUCUUGGCCGGAUGUAUGGUGAUCGCCAUCCGGAGGGCGAAAUCGAAGGUGUCAGUCAGCGACGACGGCAAGUUCGCGGAGGCGUCCAUGUUCGACUCCACGACGGAUUUAUACGGCGACGACUCCAAGGACACGGUCCUAAUCAUGUCGGAGGCCGGCGGCGACGCGGUGAAGAACGUCACGUUCUCGGACAUCCUCAAGGCGACCAACAACUUCGGCCCGGCGAGCAUCAUCGGGUCGGGCGGGUACGGGCUGGUGUACCUCGCGGAGCUGGAGGACGGCACGCGCCUCGCCGUGAAGAAGCUCAACGGCGACAUGUGCCUGAUGGAGCGAGAGUUCCGCGCGGAGGUGGAUACGCUGUCGUCGGCGUCGGCGCGGCACGAGAACCUGGUCCCGCUCCAGGGCUUCUGCGUCCGCGGCCGGCUGCGGCUGCUGCUGUACCCGUACAUGGCGAACGGCAGCCUGCACGACUGGCUCCACGACCGUCCCGGCGGCGCGGAGGCGCUGCGGUGGCGGGACCGGCUCCGGAUCGCGCGGGGCGCGAGCCGCGGCGUGCUCCACAUCCACGAGCACUGCACGCCGCGGAUCGUGCACCGGGACAUCAAGUCCAGCAACAUCCUCCUGGACGAGUCCGGCGAGGCCCGGGUGGCGGACUUCGGCCUCGCCAGGCUCAUCCUGCCCGACCACACCCACGUGACGACGGAGCUGGUGGGCACGCCGGGGUACAUCCCGCCGGAGUACGGGAAGGAGUGGGUGGCCACGCGCCGCGGGGACGUCUACAGCUUCGGCGUCGUGCUGCUGGAGCUGCUCACGGGCAGGCGCCCCGUGGAGGUGGUGCCGACGCAGCGGCAGCAGUGGGAGUUGGUCGGGUGGGUGGCGCGGAUGCGGUCGGAGGGGAGGCACGCGGAGGUUCUGGACCACCGGAUCAGGGGCGGCGGCGACGACGAAGUGCAGAUGCUGUACGUGCUCGACCUCGCAUGCCUCUGCGUCGACGCCGCGCCCUUUAGCCGGCCGGCGAUACAGGAGGUAGUCAGCUGGCUCGAGAACGUGGAUACCAUCGCCACGUCAACGUCAUCCGAAGAUGUAAAAAUAUCUGAUGGCCACGGACAAAUCUGA